Molecule: messenger RNA, 524 nt
Organism: Papaver somniferum (opium poppy)
Lineage: Eukaryota; Viridiplantae; Streptophyta; Magnoliopsida; Ranunculales; Papaveraceae
Product: UPF0098 protein TC_0109
Exons: 2
Coding region: 39-524 (161 amino acids)
Source: RefSeq, a predicted model, not a curated record
CAAGAACAUCAUAGAUCAAGAGAUUUAAGGUUUCAAUAAUGGCAAGUGAUGAGUUUAGGUUAGUGUCAUCUGCAAUGGAUCAUGAAGGUAAAUUACCAAGGAAGUAUACAGAAGAAGGUCAAGGAGCAUUAAAGAAAAUAUCACCACCAUUAGAAUGGUAUAAUGUACCAGAAGGUACUAAAAGUUUAGCCCUAGUUGUUCAAGAUCUUGAUGCAAAUGUAAUACCUUGGACUGCUUGGGUUGUUAAUAAUAUACCACCUUCAAUUAAAGGUUUCCCAGAAGGAUUCUCAGGUAAAGCUGAAGAAUUAGGUGGUGAUUAUGGUCAGAUUCAAGAAGGGAAUAACGAUCAUAAGGUUCCUGGUUGGCGUGUGCCUAUGCUGCCAGAACAUGGUCAUAGGUUCGAGUUCAAGCUUUAUGCUUUGGAUGAUUUGAUGCAUCUUGGUCACAAGGUAACGAAAGAGAAGCUGAUUGAAGCAAUUGAAGGGCAUGUGCUUGGUGAAGCUGUUCUGGUCUCCAUUUUUUGA